GCGCAGUUAUCUUCAAGAAUUCAUUUGAAUGCCUUCCCGAUUGAAGCUUUAGCUGAAAUUUGGUAUGAGUAAACUAUACUUAAUGAAUAAGAUGGUCAAAAAAUUUCAUCAAAAAUUUCCACCAGGAACCGCCCCAAAUGGCGAAGGCCGGACAUAGUCUCUUAUAUAAGGGCUUAUUUGACUUUUUUUGGUUAGUAAGUGGGCCUAUUUGCCCCUUUUCUCUGAAAAAAUUAUCUUACAUUUUUAUCCACCGUAAAUCGUUGCUCACUUGCUCUAGUCUGGUCUGGUAAAUGUAUGGUUGUUGUGUACUACGUAUUUUAUAACUAUGCAAAUCUGAUCAGAUCGGAUCCGUUUAAGAUUGGUAUAAUCUAGUUUAGUACUGAAAAUAAUUCAAGUAAAAACAUCCUAAAUAAUGUUUUGCUUUUUUACAUUAACAAUAACACCAAACAUUCAUUAAAUUACAAUAUAUUGAGUAUAUAUAAAUGAGUGAAAAGAGUAUAAAUGAGUGAAAAGAGAAUAGGGUUUAUUUGACUUUGCACCCUCAUUUAUUGAACAAAUUAGAUUUAGCACCCUCUUUAGAAAAACAUUAAUGUUUGCACCCCCUCCGUUAGAAAUCUGAUAACAGAGUUAGUCUUGCUUUGAAAUGACUAUAAGGCCCUUACUAAAACACCUCCUUCGUUAGAAGCCCAGCGAAUUUGAGAUGCAAAGCCUCGCAUCAGUCUUCGUUCUCGGCAACGCUUACAUGGAGUGAAAUAGGGUUUCUCUGCAAGAUGGAGAUGUUGAGCUCUCGUAAUGGAGUUGGUGAUAAAAUGGCAGAUUUCAUUGCCUCAGAAGAACGUGAGGAGAUAUUUCUAGACUCUGAAGCACCUGCACUAACACCAAGGGAAAGGAUGGAGAGGAUAUCUAAGACAUUGUCUGUGAAGAGAAAGAUUGACUCUUUACCAGAUGCAAUUAGGGUACCAUUUGGAGAGAAUAUCACUGCUGAAGCAAAUACCAAUGAUGAGUUUGGCAAUAUAUAUAUUGAAUUAGCUUCAUUGGCGCACUCUGCAAAUGAACAAACAGUUCCUGAUGUAUUUUAACAUUACCAAGGUACCCAAUUUGAGGAAAUUCUUGAUGGACUAGAUGGCUAUAAUAUGAAUGACUCGGAUGAUGAAUCGGAUGAUGUAAGCUAUGCUGCAGAUGAGUUGUCAAAUGAUGAGGUUCAGGGAGGCGAAAUGGAGGAAGUAGAAGGAACAAUAACAAGAAAUGAGGAGCAAAUUGGUACUGUGUUGAGUGGGUUUACACAAAAAUCAUUUCAAUGUGGUGAGGAAUGUUUUGAUAACCCGGAAUCUGAAAAAUGGGAGGACCAACUAUUGCUGGCAGUAGGAAAACAAUGGGUCACAAUGGAUCAUACCUUGGAAGGGACUAUUCCUCCAUUUGCAUCCAUACUUUUUUCAUCUCUACUAGUUUUCUCUACACUUAACAACCUUUUAUAGCAACAUAGGUGAAUAGGUGGUUAUAAGUUGCUAGAGGAGCAUUUAUGGGUCAUUUAUGGUUGUAUGUUAACUUUAUAUUGAUGGUAUUAUAGUUAAUAUCUAGGCUGGAAGAGCAGGUCAUUAUGAAGGCUAACUAAUGUUGUUCAAAUAUCAUUUAUUAAGUUGUAAUAAGGCAGCUAACUUUAAGCAGGUUUUUGUAGUUUUGUACUUUCUGAUUCUUGCAUUUAGUGCAGUUUUUUUUUGUACUUUCAGCUUUUGUUUGGGAAGUGUAAAUUUGGUGUGGAUGACUUUUUUAUGGUGUAUGUAUACUGAUGCAUUUGCUGGUGCAGAUCAGUCAUUAUAAGGCUGUUUUUUUUUUUUUGCUUUUUCAAAGCAAUUUCUUGGUGCUGGUAGUAACUUCUGCAUUUUUCCUUUUAGCUUUAGCUUAGAGAUGUAAAUAUGGUGCGUAGGACUUUUUUUCUGGUGCAGGUGCACUUCUGCAUUUGCUGGUGCAUAUAAGUCCUUCUU
This is a messenger RNA of Cuscuta epithymum, 1982 nucleotides long. NCBI's taxonomy places the organism in Eukaryota, Viridiplantae, Streptophyta, Magnoliopsida, Solanales, Convolvulaceae. The record is from the annotation of a GenBank genome assembly.